Mucor velutinosus is the source of this 1008-nucleotide messenger RNA. RefSeq lists its product as uncharacterized. Gene Ontology annotation, molecular function: 3'(2'),5'-bisphosphate nucleotidase activity. Bases 1 to 1008 code for a protein of 335 amino acids. The transcript has 4 exons. Gene Ontology annotation, biological process: phosphatidylinositol phosphate biosynthetic process; sulfate assimilation. NCBI's taxonomy places the organism in Eukaryota, Fungi, Mucoromycota, Mucoromycetes, Mucorales, Mucoraceae. The record is from RefSeq and is a predicted model, not a curated record.
AUGUCAGUGUACGCUAAAGAAAGAAAUGUCGCUAUCCGAGCUGUCUUGACUGCCAGCAAAGUGUGUCAAUCCGUAUUUCAACACUUGGUUGCCAACGAGACUUUGACCAAGAACGACAAGUCUCCUGUUACAGUUGCUGAUUUCUCAGCUCAAGCUAUUGUAAACACCUAUCUUAAGGACCAUUUUCCUGAAGAUCCUAUUGUGGGUGAAGAGGAUUCCAAGGAUUUGCAAGGUGAUGAGGGUAAACCAUUGAGAGAAAAGGUCUUUUCUUUGACCAAUGGUGUCUUGAGUGAUAAUGAGAAGCUCUCUGAACAGCAAAUUCUAGAUGCUAUUGAUCGUGGUAAUUACAUUGGUGGAGCCAAAGGUCGCCAUUGGGCUUUAGAUCCUAUUGAUGGUACCAAGGGGUUCCUGCGUGGUGGACAGUAUGCAGUUUGCUUAGCACUCAUUGUAGACGGUAUCGUUCAAUUGGGUGUUGUAGGCUGUCCCAACUUGCCAGUGGAUCACAAGCAUCCCGAGGGUGAGCGUGGAUCUCUUUUCAUUGCUGUCCGUGGACAAGGCGCCUUCCAACGCACAUUUACAAACGAAACUGAAUCACCUAUUCACUUUGCUGACAUAUCAUCUACCGAAGAAGCCACUUUCUGUGAAUCUGUAGAAGCAGCCCAUUCAUCUCACUCGGAUGCCGUUGAGAUUGCUCAAUUAUUGGGCAUCACUCGUGAGCCUGUUCGCAUGGACAGUCAAGCCAAAUACUGCUCUAUCUCUCGCGGUGAUGCAGACAUCUACUUGCGUCUGCCCACUAGCAAGGCCUAUGUGGAAAAGAUUUGGGAUCAUGCCUCUGGUAAUGUCCUCGUCACUGAGGCAGGUGGAAAGGUCACUGACAUCCAUGGUCAACCUCUCGAUUUCUCUAUUGGCCGUACAUUGGAGAAAAAUAAGGGUGUCAUUGCCUCCAAGGCUAAUAUUCAUGGACGAGUUUUAGAAGCUGUUCAAAAUGUUUUGGGCAAUAAAUUUUAA